AUGAACCCCUCCAAUGGCUCCUCGCUGUCCACUUCAAAGAGCAACUCGACGCUGCGCCCCCGAACUAAGCGACUGAUCUCAGUGGAAGACGACAUCUACGCGACUGAUGGUAGUGAUGGCGGAGCGAGUAGGGGCACAUCGAGGCUAGGCUCGCGGAAUCCAUCUCCUACUCCAAACGCACGCAUAGGCGCUGGCUCUUCCUCGCGCCUUAACGUCACUUCUACACCCUUUUCCUCUUUCCAAAGACCAUCAGGUACAUGGACCCCGAAAUCGCCUUCGCAGACACUGUCCGGGCUAUGGGGGAAUUCGUGGUCGGCUAUCCAGGGCAUUGCAGCGACCGUCUUGGCGAAUGAUGACACGGGAGACUCUGCCACGACUCGCAGGAGAAAACCCGGACAUGGACGGCGAACGUCUACAAGCGCACCGCCGCCAAAGAACUGGGGCCCGGAAGGGGCAGACUCGCAUGUUGGCACGGGCACACAUGAGGAAAGGGAGGCCCUGGUUCGGGCAAUGAAGCGCAAGGACCUCUUGACCGCUAACGAGCACAUGAUAUCGGAUUCCAUAGGCCGUAUAAAGCGGAGAAAUUCAGACGACCAGACGAGUGUUUCCGUACCUCCGGGUGAGAACGAGGACCGAGAUGCACUAGUGUACAUCCACCAUGUCCGGCCGCAGGACACGCUGGCUGGACUCAGUAUCAAGUACAACUGCCAGCAGGCUGUUUUACGCAAAGCAAACCGCAUGUGGCCAAACGAUAGCAUACAGAUCAAGAAGGAGAUAGUCUUGCCAGUGGAUGCUUGUGGGGUAAAGGGUCGGCCGGUCCCUGGGCCAGACGCUGCUCCUGCCGAGGAUCUGAUAAUUGGAGAAUUUGGCGACAGUUCAAGCAGCAAGGCCCCGUCUUCAGAUACCCAAGGUCUUCCGAAUGGCUGGACCACUCCAAAGAAAAAGGACCAGGAUACAGUCUCCAACCUUUCUUCAGAUGCCGAGGCCCCAUGGAAGCAUGAUUCUUGGGUACUACUUCCUAACGACACACAGCCUACUCAAAUUGCCCGUCUGCCACGUAGAGCUCUGGGCUUCUUUCCACCUGCAAGGCGGAAGUCCCUUGUCUAUUCUGACGCUUCCACACCUCGACCGUCCGUCGACCUACCUCGCUCAUCCACCUCCACGAAUCCACUCACAAGCUCUCCUUCGCAGUCUGUCCGACCGCGCGCAUCGAGUAAUCUUUCGUCUGCCUCAAUGCAAAGUCGUCAACGGAGCACGUCGGGCCAGGCGUGGGGCCUGCAUGGCCCAGGAGGCGUGGGUACAAUGGGGAAGAACGUGAGAUGUCCAGGACCUGCGCAGGAUAGCCUCAACAAGAAGUUUGCUCAAUACUUGCCCAAUAUGGCACCUCCACCUGGGCAAGAGUAUUUCACGCCGUGGGCGCCGAGCUUGCUGGAUGCAGGCGCAGGAACGUCGAGUCAAUAUGGCGGAUCCGGCGCCGUCACCCCACUCAGCGGCACUGGCUUGGAUUUCCAGGAACUUGGAGGUGCCAUAGAAGGCUGGGUUAGGAAAGUCGGUACACAGGCGCAGAAACUUCUAAACGAACCCGGAACACCAGGGCAGGGGAAACGCAGCGCUGUACCCGUGCUUGGUGCGGUUGGUGGCGACCUGAAUGACCUGAUUGAACUGCGAGAUGACGCGUUCGAAAUUGGGGAUGAUGAGAGAGACAGGGGCAGGUCGAGAGCAGAAGAGACCAUGGCAUCUACGGAGCGUUCUGUAUCCAGAUCUACACAGCAGUAUCAAUCCGCAAGACCGGAUUUCAAUCUUGUUCUCAGAGAUAGAACGAGAAAAGGCGAUGGUAGUAAGAAGGAUUGAAUCAAUAGAGGCAUUGGCGUCGCGGCGUCUUAGGUGUUGAUAUUAGCUGUAGUAGCUUCAUUAUUUUGAUAGCUCUCGGAAAAGAUGGGCUGAACAUCCAUAGAUUUGGGUAAUGCAGUGAUUUAUAUAUCAAUCAACCCCUGUAACUUUG
Molecule: messenger RNA, 2002 nt
Organism: Pyrenophora tritici-repentis Pt-1C-BFP
Lineage: Eukaryota; Fungi; Ascomycota; Dothideomycetes; Pleosporales; Pleosporaceae
Product: LysM domain containing protein
Source: RefSeq, a predicted model, not a curated record